AUGAAGUUUCUACCGAUAAUACUUAUUAUAUCCUUUACGCUCGUAGCUGCCGAUAAAGAAAGAAAGGAGAGUACAGAAUUAUCACGAGCUUUAGAUGACCGGCCGCUAUUAUUUGCAACUUUAGGAGGUGGUAUGGUGGCCGUGGAACCCGUUUCAGGAAAUAUAAUUUGGAAACUGAAAGAUGAACCGGUGGUGAAAGUGCCCAAUCAGCAUGCCAACCUCAUGCCCCAGUUCCUGCCGGACCCUCGGCACGGUACCCUGUACAUGUACGGGCCGAGGGGGGACAAACAGAUGCUCAAGAAGCUGCCCUUCACGAUACCGGAGCUGGUCGCCAACGCGCCCUGCCGGUCCACUGACGGCAUAUUGUACACUGGAAAGAAGAGCGACACAUGGUUCAUGCUGGAUCCACUGACAGGCUCCAGAGAGCACAUAUCUGGCUUCGAUAGAUCGAAAAUCUUCGACGAGGGAACUUGCGAGCCGGACAAGAGGCGCGCAGUAUACGUCGCACGCACGGAGUACAACAUACUGAUGCACGACUCGAAGAACGAGAACCAGAAGUGGAACGUCACGUUCUUCGACUACACGUCGCACGCGAUGGGCAAGGAGAUGCUGAACGAUUACGGCAUAAUCCACUUCACGUCUACUUCGAACGGCCGUAUUAUGUCGUUCGAUCGGAAGACCGGUGACUUGGUGUGGUCUCACAACUUGGAGACUCCGGUGGUGGCUGCCUACUUGCUAGACAGAGAGGGACUUAUCUCUGUCCCUUUCAAUUCCAUCGGCGACGACACUCUCGACCACAUAAUGGAGGACGCCACUACAUUGAGGAACGGCCAGGGAAUCAAGAACUCCAAUAUUGAACUUUACCCGACCCUGUACAUAGGGGAGCACAACCACGGCCUCUACGCCCUAUCCUCCCUCGUGGACAAGAACACCGUCACGAUAUCCACCAGCCAUAACCGUCCCCUCCUCCUCGAGGGGCCGGUCGACGAGCGCGCGGACACCCAAGCGCCCAAGUACGAGCCGCUCGCCCACGUGCACUACGACCUGGGCGAUCUGAACCUGCGCGCGCCGCCGUACCUCCUCCUCGGCCACCACAAGGUGCCGGAGCUCACGAGCUCGUGGAUGCCGCAGCCGCCGCCCGGGGACCUGCUCAAGGUGGAGCUCCCCAACCCGAUGAGGCUGAUCAACGGCCAGGUGCAGACGGAGACCGGGCAUGACGUGGAGAACGAGACCAACCUGAAGGCCUCGCGGUCGGUCUCGGUCCAGACCGACGAGCUGUCGCUCGGAUUCAGGCCGGACCUGUGGUACAAGCGCGGCUACGUGUGGCUCCACCAGCAGGAGAACAAGGCGCUCAAGGUGGCCCUGAUCGUCCUCACCGGUCUGGUGGUCGCCAUGUUCUGGUACCUUCGAUAUCAGGCCAGAGAGUUCCAGCAGCUCUCGCAAGGCGGUUCACGGGGCUCGAACGUGUCAACGACAUCCUCUCAGGGCGAGGUGACCGGGCAGCUUGUGGACCUCGGCGAUGGGGAGGUCCGCAUAGGAAAGAUCACCUUUCACACUGACCAGGUCCUCGGGAAGGGCUGCGAAGGGACCUUUGUUUACAGGGGCGUGUUCGACAAGCGAGCGGUGGCGGUGAAGCGUUUGCUGCCCGAGUGCUUCACCUUCGCCGACCGCGAGGUGGCGCUGCUGAGGGAGUCGGACGCGCACGCGCACGUGGUCCGCUACUACUGCACGGAGCGGGACAAGCAGUUCAGAUAUAUUGCCCUGGAAUUGUGUUCGGCGACACUUCAGGACUACGUGGAGAAGAAAUUGAACUUUGAGUGCAAAAUAGACGCUGUGGAGGUGCUGCGCCAGGCCACGUUAGGAUUGUCGCACCUACACUCAAUGGAUAUAGUGCACAGGGACGUGAAGCCGCACAACGUGCUGCUUUCGAUGCCCACCGGCGCCGGCGAGGUGAGGGCGAUGAUAUCCGACUUCGGCCUGUCGAAGAAGCUGAACAUCGGCCGCGUGAGCUUCUCGCGCCGGUCGGGGGUAACCGGCACCGACGGCUGGAUCGCGCCCGAGAUGAUAAACGGCGAGAGGACGACAACAUCCGUGGACAUAUUCUCGCUGGGCUGUGUGUUCUAUUACGUGCUCUCGUGUGGUCACCAUCCGUUCGGGGACGUAUUACGGAGGCAGGCGAAUAUACUCACCGGCGAUUACAAUCUAGAACAGCUCGAAAAAGUGUUACCGGAGGAGGAGUUGCUCGUCACGAAGAUCCUUAUACGCGCCAUGAUAUCAAACAGGCCGCAGCUUCGGCCACCGUGCGAGACAAUACUUAAAUAUCCAAUGUUUUGGGGCAAACAGUCCAUACUUAAUUUCCUUCAGGACGUGAGCGACCAAGUGGAGAGCUGCCCGUGCGGGGCGGAGCACCCGCUGGAGAGGGGCGCGCGGCGGGUGGUGCGCGACGACUGGCGCGCGCACGUGAGCGCGCCCGUCGCGGGCGACCUGCGCGCGCGGCGCACCUACCGCGGCGAGCGCGUCGCCCACCUGCUGCGCGCCAUACGCAACAAGAAACAUCAUUACAGGGAACUGGACCCUGAAGUUCGCGACAGUCUUGGCAAACUGCCAGACGGCUUCGUCACGUAUUGGCUGCGGCGCUUUCCUCUGCUCCUGCCACACGUCUGGCUCCAGAUGCAACAGUUCAGACAGGAGGACAUCCUGCAAGCGUACUACCCACACAGCUUCACCUUUAGUAGGGAAGAUGUCUUUGAGUUCAGCGAUGAGAAUGAUUAUAUAGAAGAAAUGCCUCCGGAAGUGUGUGACCCGGACAAAAAUGAACUGUUCAUUAAGAGUAGGAUGUAUUUCGAAGUGAGAAAAGAACCGGAGAGAUUUUUGAGUUACAGGAAAGAUGGUUCUCCCAGGAAGACAGCAGACUGGAGAACUGAGCAGGGGUCAGAGUUAAGGUUACGGCAAGAUGACGUAAGACUUAGGGACAGACAUUAUAAAAAGAGGGAGAAGAAGAAAGAAGAUGUUCCAAAAUGGUGUUUACCACCACAG
This is a messenger RNA of Iphiclides podalirius (scarce swallowtail), 3036 nucleotides long. NCBI's taxonomy places the organism in Eukaryota, Metazoa, Arthropoda, Insecta, Lepidoptera, Papilionidae. The record is from the annotation of a GenBank genome assembly.